Messenger RNA from Pteropus alecto (black flying fox), 1905 nucleotides. It is a transcript of the gene ENOSF1, whose product is annotated as enolase superfamily member 1. Gene Ontology annotation, molecular function: magnesium ion binding; hydro-lyase activity. Gene Ontology annotation, biological process: carbohydrate catabolic process. NCBI's taxonomy places the organism in Eukaryota, Metazoa, Chordata, Mammalia, Chiroptera, Pteropodidae. The record is from RefSeq and is a predicted model, not a curated record.
AUGCAGAAGAUGGACUCGAGGCUUAUGGAAUUACCUUCACUCUGGGAAAAGGCACUGAAGUUGAUGAUUGUCUGUGCUGUGAAUGCCCUGGCCCACCAUGUGCUUAACAAGGAUCUCAGGGACAUUGUUGGUAACUUCAGAGGCUUCUAUAGGCAGCUCACGAGUGAUGGGCAGCUCAGAUGGAUCGGUCCCAAGAAAGCUGUUGUGCAUCUGGCUACAGCGGCCAUCCUCAAUGCUGUGUGGGACCUGCGGGCCAAGCAGGAAGGAAAGCCUCUUUGGAAGUUACUUGUUGACAUGGACCCCAGGAUGCUGUUCUGCAUAGAUUUUAGGUACAUCACUGAAGUCCUGACUGAAGAGGAAGCCUACGAAAUAUUACAGAAAGGUCAAAAAAGAGAGAGCUUAGCUACAGGCAAUUCUAAUUCUAAAGGUCCCUGGAAAACACAAAAUGUUGAUGGGCGUUGUAUUUCCACAGAAGGGCAAAUGCUGACACAUGGCUACCCUGCCUACACUACAACGUGUGCCUGGCUGGGGUACUCAGAUGACACACUGAAGCAGCUCUGCACAGAGGCGUUGAUGGACGGUUGGACCAGGUUUAAGGUAAAAGUCGGUGCCAAUCUCCGGGAUGACAUCCAUAGAUGCCGACUCAUCAGAAAUAUGAUUGGACCUGAGAAGACUUUGGGUCUCUCUUUACAAAUGAUGAAUGCCAACCAGUGCUGGGAUGUGCCCGAGGCAGUGGAGUGGAUGUCAAACCUGGCUGAGUUCAAGCCACUGUGGAUUGAGGAGCCAACUUCCCCUGAUGACGUUCUGGGACAUGCCACCAUCUCCAAGGCAUUGGUCCCAUUAGGAAUUGGCAUUGCCACAGGAGAACAGUGCAACAAUAGAGUCCUACAGGCGAAGGCCCUGCAGUUUCUCCAGAUUGACAGCUGCAGGCUGGGAAGUGUCAAUGAGAACCUUUCAGUGUUGCCGAUGGCCAAAAAGUUGGAAAUUCCUGUUUGCCCCCAUGCUGGUGGAGUUGGCCUUUGUGAAUUGGUGCAGCACCUGAUUAUAUUUGACUUUAUAUCAGUCUCUGCAAGCCUUAAAAACAGGAUGUGUGAAUAUGUUGACUACCUGCACGAACAUUUCAAGUAUCCUGUGAUAAUCAAGAAUUCUUCCUACAUGCCUCCUCAGGAUGCUGGUUAUUCCACAGAAAUGGAGGAAUCUGUAAAGAAAUACCAAUAUCCAGAUGGUGAAGUCUGGAAGAAACUCCUCGCUGCUAAGGGGAAUUAAGUGUUCAGUCCUAACACACCCUUUUCUUUUUUAAGUAAAAAGGUUUAAAAUUUCUUGGGCAUGGUUUUACAAAAAUAUGGGGGGAAAAAAUCAUCCUACCAAUCAAAACAAAUUCAGCCGAAAGUCAUAUUAACUUUAGGGAUCAGCCCAGUAAUCAUUAAUUUAGCUGAUAAACACACAUUCUCCUACUUAAUCCUUAAACAAAUUUAGAUUUAACUAAUUUAAAGUCCAAGAAGAUGUUAAAAUUUCUAGCAAGUGCUGGUACCCAGACAUUCAGCUGUACUUUGAAAAUAAGCAGCAUGUUGCGUAAUUUGUUGGAACAAUUCCUUAUUCUAUUUAACACUUGUCAUAAAUUAGCAGAAUAAAAAUAGUUCUGCAGCACCAUGGGGUAUCUGGUGUGCAACGAAGAUAAAAAGAUCCCGCUGAUUAGCUCUGAAACGGUUUAGCACUUUUCCUGAUAAGUCUAAGCACAUUACAGGAUAUAUACCACGCUGAAACUGACGAGGGCAAAACGCUAUUUCAGUAUCUUUUAUAACCCUUUAAAAAAUACUUUUCCUAAAUAAUUAUAUUUUAUAGAUAAAAUGCAGCUAGAAUUAGAUGAAUCAUAGACAAACAGGGAAAAAUAUAGUUUAGCCAGCA